CCGAGGAUGCACGCGUCAGGCAAAGAGCUUCUUGACACAUUCCUUGGGCCUUCUAUUUCGAAUUAAAGUGGUUCAAGAUGGAGAGAACAAGAAGAGGAACUAAAGUAGAGAGAGUGUCAUUCUCAAGACAUCCUUCAGUUCCCUACUUCAUGGAUGAGAAAAUGGAGAAACUCGAGGAGCAAGGACAGAUCGAGUUGUUCAAGGAGAAGUCACAGCUGUCGACAUAUUAUUGUCCAUCGGAGGUCCUCAAAAGUCCUAACGAGGCCAUGGAGUUCCUCUCUAGAACUUGGAGCCCAUCUUCCUCGGAUUUCUCUCAAAUACUUUGGUCAAACGGCGGGGAGCUUGACCAAGGGCUCCAGGAGCAGCAAACAGAGGAAAGCCUUGUCCAAUUCGAGGAGGAUGAUAAAACCAGAUUGGAGCAAGCACUGACACUGCUUUCAACUGGAAAUCUUGUGCGAUCAGGAAAGCUCAAGCAACUACACUUUGGUUGGAUGAACGUUGGACGAAUGAAGGCAUGGUUGGGUGUGGAACUCUUUAGCAGCUUGUCCAGAGGAUGCAGAGAGAAGAGAAACGAGAAAGUGCGAGUCCGGGAGGCUCGAGUCCAUGCAGCACUCUCCGUCGCGAGGCUGGCUGCGGCCAUCGCAGGCAUCUCCGCCAAUUCUAGGUUGGAACCAACGAAUGCAAAGAGCACGAGCAUGACAGGCAUGGGAGGAGGGGCUUUGGAUGAGAAGAUGAACGCUGUGGUUGCCUCUGCCGCAGCUUUGGUCGCAACUGUGUGCGCCGAAGCAGCCGAGUCCGUGGGGGCCAACAGAGAGGGUGUUGCAUCUGCCAUCAGUACAGGCCUAGCGACCAAAACUUCAGCUGAUAUGGUCACGCUGACUGCAACAUGUUUAAGAGGAGCUGCCACACUCGAACUGAGACCAGCAGCUGGUAGGCAUGCAUCAGAAGACCAGAAGACCCUUGCAAGAGGUGCUCGACUUCCUGUCCGCAUGCCUAAAGGGAAAGUUCGACAAAGAUUGGUGUACAUUUUCCUCAAGCGUGAUAAGCUUACAGUAAGAUUAAGGAAGAAACACAUUCGUGGAGUAAUCAGCACAUACACAGAGUAUACGAUAUUUAAUGCAAUGGAGGAUUUGAAGGAAGGUGGCAUUUCUAAGGAUGAUCAUGGCUUCUACUCGAUAACUCUUGGCACCACUGGGGGAGCCAUCCAGAUCAUGUUCGAGCAACAAGUGCAAUACAGAAUCUGGAGGUCCACCAUCUGUCAUCUCUUGUGUGAUUGCUGAAAGCUAAUAGAUCCGAGUCGUCGCCGGUGCUAAACCAUGGAUGCUUUCCUGUGUAUACACCAAACAUAAAACUGUAAUUGAAGAUUCUGUGCUUCGUUUCCUACCAAAAACGCAUACACUUUUCUUUUUCUUUUGCCAAUGAAUUAUUUCCACGCAGAAUGCAGGCAGGCAAAAAGCCAAUCCGCAGAGUUUGGAUAAAACUGUGUGGAUCAUAUUCAAGCUUUGGUCCGAGAAGCAAUCUCAUGCGUUGUUUCCUGUCCAUCAUUGUUGUCUUGCAGAUUCUAUAUCACUCCUUGAUGGAAAAUAUAUUACAUUUACUGAGGUUUUUUCUAA
Messenger RNA from Musa acuminata subsp. malaccensis (wild Malaysian banana), 1613 nucleotides. Lineage: Eukaryota; Viridiplantae; Streptophyta; Magnoliopsida; Zingiberales; Musaceae. The record is from RefSeq and is a predicted model, not a curated record.